UUCACGAUUUUCUCACUCACUGUUUUUUUCCUCGGUCCUUGGUGGAAAUCUGCGCUCCAUCGUUCAAUAAUGAUUAUAAGCAAAUAAUCAGCAAAUUAAUUGUGUUUGGCUGCUUCUCCGAGGUCUACAGACCACCCCUAGACCUACCUGCGCCGUAAUAACCUUCAUCGGUUCAGCUGGAGAGAUUUUCACCGCCGAGAACGGGAACGUGCGCGCAGGAUAAAAAUAGACCUUCAACCCGAGACGGCAGCUGCAGCAGCCAUGAACAAGGAAGCGGCCGAGGACUGCGUGGAGAAGGCGGUCUCCUACCUGUCCGAGGGAAAGAUCGAAAAGGCGGAAAAGCUGCUGACCAAAUCGAUCACUUUGCACCCGACGAAACGAGCUGAAGAGCUGCUGGAAAAGAUCAAGUGUGGAGUGUACACCAAGCGGGCUUCGUCCGGAAACACCUCCGACGAUGGCGUCCGGCAGAGGGCAACGGCUGGCCAGAGUGCAAAACCGGAACCGGCAGCCGAGCCGGAGUACUCUCCCGAACAGUUGGAUGCCGUGAAGCGGAUUAAAAAGUGCAAGGAUUACUACGAGGUGCUGGGCGUAACCAAGGAGGCCACCGACACGGACAUCAAGAAGGCCUACAAGAAGUUGGCGCUGCAGCUGCACCCGGACAAGAACAAGGCACCUGGCUCGGUGGAGGCUUUCAAGGCCAUCGGCAACGCGGUUGCCAUCCUGACCGACGCCGAAAAGCGUAAGUCGUACGACCUGUACGGAGCGGACGAGCAGCACCAUCCGGCGGCGCACACGGCCAGGCGGUCACAUGCCCGGUACGAAUAUGCGUACUCGCGUGGGUUCGAGACGGAAUUCACCGCCGAGGAGCUGUUUAACAUGUUCUUCGGAGGGAAUAUUCCCACUCAGCAUGUUUACACCCGGCAGCGUCGCUUCCAUCGGGCGGAGCAGCAGCAGUAUCGGGAGCCGCAAUCUGGAUACGCAGCGUUUAUUAAUCUGUUGCCGAUCAUUUUGCUGAUCGGUCUUUCCAUGAUGUCUUCGUUCUUCAUUUCGGAUCCAAUCUACAGUCUGACGCCUAGCCAAAAAUUCUCCGUCGCCCGCAAGACCAACCAGCUGAAGAUCCCGUACUACGUCAAGGACAACUUCCACUCGGAGUACCAGGGCUCGGUCGGUAGGCUGGAGGCAUCCGUCGAGGAAGAAUAUCUAAACAACCUGAAACACUCGUGCUACCGGGAGCGCAACUACAAGGAAACCAUGCUGAUGAAGGCGCGCAACUUUGGCGAUCGAGAUCUGUACUUUAAGGCGCAGAACAUAAACACGCCUUCGUGCGACAAGCUGCACAGCUUACACAACUAGUCAAAUCUUUAAAAAGUAAAACAAAAAAGACGUCGUCGGUAAUAGUUUUUAUCGCAACUUAUGCAUAUUUGUUGAAAAAAAAUACACACGAUUGAGAUUCCACAGUGCCGCCUCCCCCUCUCGGAACGGGAAUCGAAUUUAAGCAGUAGCAGAACAAAAAAAAAGGGUUUGUGAGUGCUGUGUGUUAGUGAAUGAUCCUUUCUUGAAUCUUCCUCGUCACAUCAGCUCCUGUUUUUCACGGUUCUGGCACCAAGGGUUUUUUGUUUAUUUUUUGAUUGCAUGCAUGAUAGCAAAGGUCGUCGUUAAUAAGUUUGGUUUCUAGUCUACAUG
This is a messenger RNA of Culex pipiens pallens (northern house mosquito), 1683 nucleotides long. Its product is annotated as dnaJ homolog subfamily B member 12. Gene Ontology annotation, molecular function: Hsp70 protein binding. NCBI's taxonomy places the organism in Eukaryota, Metazoa, Arthropoda, Insecta, Diptera, Culicidae. The record is from RefSeq and is a predicted model, not a curated record. Gene Ontology annotation, cellular component: endoplasmic reticulum membrane. The transcript has 7 exons. Gene Ontology annotation, biological process: cellular response to misfolded protein. The coding region runs from base 262 to 1353 and encodes 363 amino acids.